AUGUCUACAGAAAUGGAAGUCGACCCUCCCGUGGCGCAGGAGGAGGAGGUCCCCGCGCAGUCGGGCAACAAUACCUCUGAUCCGAGAACGCAAGCGUCAGCUGUUGCAGUGCGCAGUAUCGAAGGAUGGAUCAUCAUCGCGACCAAUAUUCAUGAAGAGGCCUCUGAGGAGGACGUGACGGAUCUGUUUGCUGAAUAUGGAGAGAUCAAGAACUUCAAUUUGAACCUCGAUCGCCGGACGGGUUAUGUGAAGGGUUACGCGUUGAUCGAAUACUCCACCCUCCCCGAAGCCUCGGAAGCCAUCAAGGCUUUGAACGGAUCCAAAUUGCUGGACCAGACAAUCCAGGUCGACUUCGCGUUUGUCCGGCCACCCCCAUCAAACAAAGGAAAGAACGCUGGACAAAGAGGUGGCCGUGGUGGACGGGGACGCAGCAGGAGCCGGGAUAGGAGUCGCAGCCCUGGAGCGGAGGAGGCUAGAGACUAG
Aspergillus niger is the source of this 483-nucleotide messenger RNA. RefSeq lists its product as uncharacterized. Gene Ontology annotation, molecular function: mRNA binding. Lineage: Eukaryota; Fungi; Ascomycota; Eurotiomycetes; Eurotiales; Aspergillaceae. The record is from RefSeq and is a predicted model, not a curated record. The transcript has 2 exons. The coding region runs from base 1 to 483 and encodes 160 amino acids. Gene Ontology annotation, biological process: RNA splicing. Gene Ontology annotation, cellular component: nucleus; cytoplasm; exon-exon junction complex.